UCGGCUGCUUGCGUGUCCCCCUGUCAGUGUCAGGCCGACGCACUGAUCUGUCCCACAAGUUUUUUCCAAACCGCCAUCAUGUCUUCAUCCAUCGUUUUGCCCCCCGGUUUCGGGUAUGUAGCAGCUGGACUGGUAUCCACUGCUUGGGUUCUUGGCUGGCAGGCUAUGAUAGUCGUAGGCGGCCACAGAACAAAGUCCGGGGUGAAGUACCCUCAGAUGUAUGCCGAGAAGGCGGAAGCAGAAGCUUCUAAAGCAGCCUUACUCUUUAACUGCGCGCAGCGUGCGCACCAAAACACGCUUGAGCAUAUGCCUCUUAUCCUUGUAACGACUUUGGUGACUGCGAUGAGAUAUCCUGUUUUCGCUGGGUAUGCGUGUGGGUUAUGGGCGCUGUCCCGUGUUCUGUAUACGCUAGGGUACACGACGGGCGAUCCGGUCAAGCGGAAUACACGUGGUGGUAUACUUGGUGAACUUCCUCUUUUUGGACUUCUGUUUGGUGCUACCUAUACGGCGUAUGACCUUUUACGGUCGUCUGCUUGAUACGUUCUCGUCGUAAGGUUGGGUGUUGAUGGGAAAAUAUGCUAGAUGUAUACAUGAUCCUUGACCGGCUUGACAUGUGUAGAACGUGAAACCGGUACCAUGGCAGUACUAGUACUAGCUUGACGAUCGCGAUGGAGUAACCAAAUAUCGAAUGACAGCCUGAGCUAGUAGCCAAGAUAAGAUUACCAUCACCGCAAAACCAAGCUCCACAACCUUUUUAGACAGCUUCCACGACCCAGGCAAACUGCGAAUCCUUCGUUUCAUGGGUUUCUUCCUCUAUUAAGUACAUAACUCAGUUUAUGUAUACUCUGCAGUCCGUCUAGGUGCAGGUAUGAACGCCAAUUUCCCCACUG
Messenger RNA from Suillus clintonianus, 890 nucleotides. RefSeq lists its product as uncharacterized. The transcript is spliced from 7 exons. Lineage: Eukaryota; Fungi; Basidiomycota; Agaricomycetes; Boletales; Suillaceae. Gene Ontology annotation, molecular function: glutathione peroxidase activity; glutathione transferase activity. Bases 79 to 537 code for a protein of 152 amino acids. The record is from RefSeq and is a predicted model, not a curated record. Gene Ontology annotation, cellular component: endoplasmic reticulum; membrane; nuclear envelope.